Messenger RNA from Vigna umbellata (rice bean), 2043 nucleotides. RefSeq names its product O-fucosyltransferase 15. The record is from RefSeq and is a predicted model, not a curated record. NCBI's taxonomy places the organism in Eukaryota, Viridiplantae, Streptophyta, Magnoliopsida, Fabales, Fabaceae.
ACGAAAACAUCCUUUGUAGUGGAAUUCUUGAAGUUGGCGCCACCGUAGCUAUUGCUAAGUGCUAACCUAACUAACACAUCCACUUUCUUUCUUUCUUUCUUUCUUUCUUUCAAUCACAUUCUUUCAGAUUUCAACCCCUAUUCUACCGGAUCUGACCCGAACCCGAUAAUGGUAUCCGCUUCCGAUUUCGAUGCCCUCCAACUCCCAGAUCGGUGCUCCCCGACUUCGCGGACUCCGAGGCUCGGUCCCAGCCGCCUCUCCACUUCCCGCAGAUCCCAAUCCCACUCUUCUUCGUGGUUCCGAAGGAAACGAUCCAAAAUGCUUCUGGCGCUUAUUGCGUUGCUCGCUUCCUUUUUCUUCUUCAAUUGGUUCAUGCUUCUCCGCUUACAAUAUCAACACCAUGCACCCCAUCCUAUUCCCAAGCCUACACUCCGUUCAUCAUCGGCUUCACUUUCCCUUCAGGGGAAAGUGAACAACAAGACCGGAAAUAAGAAAAAAUCACAGAAGGGGAAUUAUGUACGGUUGUUGGCAUUGGCUGCACAUGCUUUGGCUGAGAAUAAACGUGAACCAAAAGAUUUGUGGCAGGAACCCUUCGUUCCAGCUUCUUCUUGGAGACCUUGUGCUGAUCAGCGGAAUUGGGAACCUAAUGAGGGAAAGAAUGGAUACAUUCUGGUUACUGCAAAUGGUGGGAUCAAUCAGCAACGAGUGGGUGUUUGUAAUGCAGUUGUUGUGGCACGGUUGCUCAAUUCAACUUUGGUUAUUCCCAAAUUUAUGUACAGUAGUGUAUGGAGAGACGUGAGUCAAUUCAGCGAUAUCUAUCAGGAGGAGCAUUUUAUUAACUACUUGACUCCUGAUAUUCGGAUAGUGAGGGAACUUCCUAAGGAGCUACAAUCUUUGGACCUGGAGGCAAUCGGUAGUGUUGUAACAGAUGUUGACAUGGAGAAGGAGGCUAAGCCAAGUUUUUACCUGAAACGCAUCUUACCUAUUAUACGUAAAAAUCAAGUUGUUCACUUUGUGGGAUUUGGGAAUCGCUUGGCAUUUGAUCCAAUCGCAUUUGAGCUGCAGAGACUUCGAUGCAGAUGUAACUUUCAUGCCCUGCAAUUUGUUCCCAGAAUACAAGAAACUGGUGCUUUGCUUCUUAAAAGAUUGCGUGAACAUUCAGGUCUCGCUGGACCAUUGGACCAUCAUCUUGUUGGUCCAUUUGCAGAAUCAAUUAAGGAGAAAGGUGAAAAUGAUGCCAAGAAAGCAUCCAAAUACUUAGCUUUGCACCUCAGAUUUGAAAUUGACAUGGUAGCUCAUUCUUUAUGCGAAUUUGGGGGAGGUGAAGAAGAGAGGAAAGAAUUGGAAGCAUAUCGUGAAAUCCAUUUUCCUGCAUUGUCACUGCUGAAGAGGACUACAAGAUUACCUUCUCCUUCUGAGCUCAGGUCUGAAGGCCUAUGUCCUCUGACACCUGAAGAAUCUAUCCUUAUGCUUGCUGCUCUUGGUUUCAAUCGAAAAACACACUUAUUUGUAGCUGGUUCUAAUUUGUAUGGAGGUCGCUCACGAUUGGUUGCUUUGACCAGCCUGUACCCUAAAUUAGUUACCAAAGAGAACUUGCUUUCUUCGACAGAACUUGAACCGUUUGCUAAUUAUUCCUCUCAGUUAGCAGCACUAGACUUUAUAGGCUGCACUGCUUCGGAUGCAUUUGCCAUGACUGAUUCUGGAAGUCAGCUGUCAUCUUUGGUCUCUGGGUUUCGAAUAUAUUAUGGUGGUGGAAGAAUGCCAACAAUACGUCCAAACAAACGGAGGCUAGCGAGUAUAUUUAUGAAGAACUCCACUAUAGAGUGGCGUGUUUUUGAACAGAGAAUGAGGAAAGCAGUUAGGCAAACUAAACAUGUACAGACAAGGCCAAAGGCAAGAAGUGUUUACAGGUAUCCUAGGUGUAAAGAUUGUAUGUGCAGGACAGACUGAUUUUUUUUAUUAUUAUCUUGACUGUAAUUAUCCAUUCUCAUUGUAAUUUGUUACAUUUUUUGUUCAUUAUUCCCAUUCAAUAUAGAUUUGUUC